CACGUGCUCGAUUUCGCGCGAAUUUGAUCUCGAAAACAGACUGGACAGUGUUCGCCGCGAAAGUCAGCUUGAUAACAUUUGGCUUGAUUUUCUUGCUUUUUUUGUGAGAAUUUCACCGUGAAAAAGUAUUCGAGAUGGAUACCGAUGUUGAUCAGCAACUGAGGGAUUACCAGAGAGAGUAUCUGGACUUUUUAGAUGACAAUGCUGAUCAAGGAAUCUACAAUGAAAAAGUGAAAGACAUGAUCACCAAAAAUCGUCAGCGCCUAGUCGUCAACAUCAAUGAUCUCCGCAGGAAAGCACCAAAGAGGGCUCAUCGGCUUCUGACCAAUGCUCACGAGGAACUGAUCGCCUGCCAGCAAGCUCUGAAGGAAUUCGUGACCCAGGCCGAUACGGCAUACGGCAAGGAACACGAGGAAUUCUUCGUGGGCUUCGAGGGCAGUUUUGGCUCCAAGCACGUCACUCCGCGGUCCCUGUCGGCCCGUCACAUCGGGAACCUCGUGUGCGUGGAAGGCAUUGUGACCAAAUGUUCACUGGUCAGACCCAAGGUCGUCCGCAGUGUCCACUACUGCCCUGCCACCAAGAAGACGAUGGAGCGAAAGUACACCGACUUGACCUCACUGGACGCGUUCCCUAGCAGCUCCGUCUACCCAACAAAGGAUGACCAGGACAAUCCGUUAGAGACGGAAUACGGCCUGUCCACGUACAAAGACCACCAGACGCUGACCAUUCAGGAGAUGCCGGAGAAGGCCCCAGCCGGUCAGCUGCCCCGGUCAGUGGACAUCAUCACCGACAAUGACCUCGUGGACAACUGCAAGCCGGGGGACAGAGUACAGAUUGUCGGAACACUUCGCUGUCUGCCUAACAAAAAAGGAAGUUACACCAGUGGAACCUUUAGGACCAUCAUGCUGGCCAACAACAUCUCGCUCCUCAGCAAAGAAAUUGCGCCCAUGUUCUCGGCGGAAGACGUCGUCAAGAUCCGGAAGUUCGGCCGGAACAAGAAGCAGGAUGCGUUUGAGGUCCUGUCGCACUCUCUGGCGCCCUCUAUCCACGGACACGAGUACAUUAAGAAGGCCACGCUGUGCAUGCUGCUGGGCGGUGUGGAAAAGGUCUUGGAGAACGGAACCAGACUAAGAGGAGAUAUCAACGUUCUGCUCAUUGGCGACCCCUCCACGGCAAAAUCGCAGAUGCUUAGGUAUGUACUGCACACGGCCCCGCGCGCCAUCACGACAACGGGGCGUGGUUCCUCCGGUGUAGGUCUGACUGCCGCGGUUACCACUGAUCAGGAAACCGGUGAACGUCGCCUGGAGGCCGGCGCCAUGGUGUUGGCUGAUAGGGGCGUGGUUUGCAUCGACGAAUUCGACAAGAUGAGCGACCAGGAUCGUACAGCUAUUCACGAGGUGAUGGAGCAGGGGCGGGUUACCAUCGCAAAAGCCGGUAUCCAUGCCAAGCUGAACGCACGCUGCAGCGUGUUGGCGGCCGCCAACCCAGUCUAUGGAAGGUAUGACGAGUACAAGACUCCCAUGGAGAACAUCGGACUACAGGACUCACUGCUGUCACGUUUUGACCUCAUCUUUAUCGUCUUGGAUACGAUGGAUCCGGACCAUGAUCGCAAGAUUUCCGACCAUGUGCUGCGAAUGCACCGCUAUCGAACCCCCGGAGAACAAGAUGGCGACGCCUUGCCUCUUGGCAGCUCCGUGGACUAUCUCGCUACUCAGGACCCACUCAUGGACGACAAGGCUGACGAAGAAACGCAAGUCUACGAUAAACACGACAACCUUCUCCAUGGCAACCGAAAGAGGGAGAAGUUUGUCAGUAUGGAGUUCAUGCGCAAGUACAUCCACAUUGCUAAGAUGAUCAAACCAGUCCUCACCAGAGAAGCAGCCGACUGCAUUGCCGACGAAUACUCCAAGUUACGCAGUCAGGAACAGAGCGCCAACAACGUGGCUAGAACCCAGCCCGUAACGGCGCGUUCGCUGGAGACUCUGAUCCGUUUGGCCACGGCUCACGCCAAGGCCCGCCUCAGCAAGACCGUGGACCUCCAGGACGCUGAGUCCGCCAUCGAGUUGAUCCAGUUUGCCAUCUUCAAGAAGGUCCUGGAGAAAGAGAAGAAACGUCGACGGAAUGAUGACAGCGACGAGGAGAUGGAAGAGGAGGACGAAGAACAGGAACAGAGACGAAAAACGAAGAAGAAGAGGUCCCCCAGUAAGAAGCAGAAGAAGGAUCGUCCCAAGGAGGGAGAGGAAGGCUUUGACCCUUAUGACUUCGACAGUUACGAGGAGGAUGAGGACGACCCUGAAGUGACAAUGAGGUCUCCAAGUGGAACGCAGUCCUCCACAGCUAUGCCAAUGGAAGUGGACAUUUCUGAAGACAAGUUGAAGAAAUUCCGCGCCACCAUCGCCAAGAUCUUCACGUCGCAGGCGGAGUCGGUACCCCUGGCCGAAGUCAAGAAGGCUUUGGCCAAGGACAACCAAGACGACAAGUUCACACCGGGCGAGAUUGACGCGGCGAUCAACGCCAUGCAAGACGCCAACCAAAUCAUGUUCUCCUCCGGGAUGGUCUAUCUGAUUUGAGUCAAUAAAACACUAAUUAAUUUGAAAAAAAAAAAC
Patiria miniata (bat star) is the source of this 2606-nucleotide messenger RNA. It is a transcript of the gene mcm3, whose product is annotated as zygotic DNA replication licensing factor mcm3-like. The transcript is spliced from 18 exons. Gene Ontology annotation, biological process: DNA replication; mitotic DNA replication initiation; double-strand break repair via break-induced replication. Gene Ontology annotation, molecular function: single-stranded DNA helicase activity; ATP binding; ATP hydrolysis activity. NCBI's taxonomy places the organism in Eukaryota, Metazoa, Echinodermata, Asteroidea, Valvatida, Asterinidae. The coding region runs from base 135 to 2570 and encodes 811 amino acids. Gene Ontology annotation, cellular component: nucleus; MCM complex. The record is from RefSeq and is a predicted model, not a curated record.